Ambispora leptoticha is the source of this 661-nucleotide messenger RNA. Lineage: Eukaryota; Fungi; Glomeromycota; Glomeromycetes; Archaeosporales; Ambisporaceae. The record is from the annotation of a GenBank genome assembly.
AUGACUGAUAUAAGAAAUAUCAUAUUAAUUGGCCGUACGGGAAACGGAAAAUCAACGUUAGCUAACGUGCUAACUAAUUCUAAUGAAUUUAUGGAAAGUGCUGGAAGUAUCAGUGAAACACGAAGGAUUCAAAUAAAAGAAUUUGAAGAAACAAUAGACACACGCGGUGACCAAGUAAUUAAAUACAGAGUAAUUGACACUGUAGGACUCGGUGACACGGGUUUAACUGAGAAAGAAGUUCUUUAUAAAAUAGCAGAAGCCAGCCAUUACAUCAGAGAAGGCUUAAAUCAAAUUUUAUUUGUUACAAAUGGGAGAUUCACCAAAGAAGAAGUUGAUACUUUUGGGUUAUUUAAAUCUAUCAUUUUUGACAAAAGGGUUGCCGAAUACACCACCAUCGUAAGAACUAAUUUCCCAGACUUCGAAGACCAAACCGAAUGUGAUUGUGAUCAACAAAAAUUACGGAAUGAGAAUGAAUCUCUUUUCAAAAUACUUGGCGCGUGCAGGAUUAUACAUAUCGAUAAUCCUCCAUUAAAAGGUCGUUCAGCUGCCACGAACCGUGAUACUCGUGAAGAGUCACGGAAAAGACUCUUGAUUUAUUUGGCAACCUGUCAAGGAAUUUAUAAACCUGAAAACCUGGAUGCUAUGAAUGAUCGAAUCGGUG